AUGGCGGACGACGCGUACUACCGCCAGGUGGUGGCGCAGAUGCAGGGCGAGUUCCAGCGCGCGCUGCAGGCGCUGGAGAAGCAGGCCGAGGACGCGGCGCGGCGCGAGCAGGCGCUGGCGCAGGAGCUGGCGGCGCUCAAGCGCCUGCUGCAGCAGGAGCAGGACUACUGGGCGCGCCACGACCAGGCGGGCAAGGAGGACCGCGACCGCCUCACGCAGCAGCUCGCGCAGGCCCAGGCCGACGCGCUGCAGCGCCGCGAGCAGAACCGCGCGCUGCGCAACGAGAUGCGCGCGCUGCAGAGCCGCGUGGACACGGCCGUGGCCACCAGCCACAGCUUCGAGCAGCGCCUGCUGGUCGUGGUGCAGGAGAAGCAGCAGAGCGCGCAGGAGAUGGAGGCGCAGCUGGUCCACUACAAGAAGAAGCUGCACGAGAAGCGCGCGCAGAACAAGUACCUGACGCAGGCGCUCGUGAGGCUGCAGGAGCAGCGGCAGAAGUCCUCGGACAGCAGCAGCAGCGGCUACGGCAGCCCCGUGACGACCCCCGUGGAGGUGCCGGCGCCGGCACAGCAGCGACGUGUGCGCAAGAGGGAGAUGGGACUGACGCUGCCUGAGGAGAUUAAGGCGGCGGCGGCGAACGUGACGACGUCGAGCAGAAUGUACAAGAGUAAGCGGAUGGGGUCGUCUCGAGCGGGCACGUCCCCAACGUCGUCGUCGCCGGAGAUUUCUCCGCGGUCGGCGAGGUCAGCUCCGUACAAGCGCGCGCCAUCGGUGGCGACUACGACGCCUACGGCGUCGGAUGGGAACAGUUUUAACAGCAACAGCAGCAGUGGAAGUCUGCGGAGUAUGCGCAGUCUGCGCCACGUGACAGGACGACGGAUAACCAGCAGGAACAGCAGUGACAGCGACAACAUUGACGUUAGCCCCAGGACAAGUGCAGGUCACCUCCGAGCAAGCCCGACUGGACGAUUGGAGCGUGAACUGAGUGGCUUGCGACGAAAACUGGACUCAUGCAUGGCAGAUGCAGCGGCCCGGUGGUAG
Molecule: messenger RNA, 1038 nt
Organism: Phytophthora sojae
Lineage: Eukaryota; Oomycota; Peronosporomycetes; Peronosporales; Peronosporaceae
Exons: 3
Coding region: 1-1038 (345 amino acids)
Source: RefSeq, a predicted model, not a curated record